GCGCCCGAACCAUUCUCACAGAGACUCGUCACCCAGGCUCCGGUGAGAACAAACCCCCUCCCUAGAACCGACACCGAACCUUCCAGAACCACCCUUUACGGACUCGCAGAACCACCGCCACCAUGAGAGAAUGUAUAUCAGUUCACGUUGGACAGGCUGGAGUGCAGAUGGGAAAUGCCUGCUGGGAGUUGUACUGUCUGGAGCAUGGAAUCCAGCCGGACGGACGGAUGCCCAGCGAUAAGAACAUUGGUGGAGGAGACGAUUCCUUCACAACUUUUUUUAGUGACACAGGGUCCGGUAAAUAUGUCCCUCGUGCCAUAUUUGUUGACCUGGAACCUACUGUCAUUGAUGAGGUGCGGACAGGAACGUAUAAGCAGCUAUUCCACCCGGAGCAACUCAUAAGUGGAAAAGAAGAUGCAGCAAAUAACUACGCCCGAGGUCAUUACACCAUUGGAAAAGAGAUCAUCGAUUCUGUUCUUGACAGAAUCCGCAAGCUGGCUGAUCAAUGCGCUGGACUACAGGGAUUUUUGGUCUUUCACAGUUUUGGGGGUGGCACAGGCUCUGGUUUCACCUCCCUGCUGAUGGAACGACUCUCUGUUGAUUUUGGCAAGAAGUCAAAGUUGGAAUUCGCAAUCUACCCAGCUCCUCAGAUCUCCACAGCUGUAGUUGAACCAUACAAUGCCAUCCUGACCACCCACACCACAUUGGAGCACUCUGACUGUGCUUUCAUGGUGGACAACGAGGCCAUUUAUGAUAUCUGCCGUAGGAACCUGGAUAUUGAGCGUCCAACCUAUACUAAUCUCAAUCGCCUCAUCAGCCAGAUUGUGUCAUCCAUCACAGCCUCCCUUAGAUUUGAUGGAGCUCUGAAUGUGGACUUGACAGAGUUCCAGACCAACUUGGUGCCCUAUCCCCGAAUCCACUUCCCAUUGGCCACUUAUGCCCCUGUUAUCUCUGCAGAGAGGGCUUAUCAUGAGCAGAUUUCUGUGUCUGAGAUAACCAAUGCUUGCUUUGAACCAGCCAACCAGAUGGUGAAAUGUGACCCCCGUCACGGUAAAUACAUGGCUUGCUGCUUGCUCUACAGAGGUGAUGUGGUGCCUAAGGAUGUCAACACUGCCAUUGCUAUAAUUAAAACCAAGCGCUCCAUCCAGUUUGUGGACUGGUGCCCAACCGGUUUCAAGGUUGGUAUCAACUACCAGCCCCCCACUGUGGUACCAGGUGGAGAUCUGGCCAAGGUACAGCGUGCCGUGUGCAUGUUGAGUAACACAACAGCCAUCGCUGAGGCCUGGGCUCGCCUGGACCACAAGUUUGACCUGAUGUAUGCCAAGCGUGCCUUUGUGCACUGGUAUGUGGGAGAAGGAAUGGAGGAAGGAGAAUUCUCUGAGGCCCGAGAAGACAUGGCUGCUCUGGAGAAGGAUUAUGAAGAAGUUGGAAUCGACUCCUACGAAGAAGAGGAGGAAGGAGAGGAAUGAAUGAAUGAAUAAAUAAAUACUUGCCAGUUGCCCCUCCCCAUGCUUCCAUUUUGUUUAAUUCCAUAAGUUAAAGGAGAAAACCCUUUUACAUUCACUGUCUUUUAAACAAUAAACCAAUCAAGGUUAGAAA
Pelobates fuscus (common spadefoot toad) is the source of this 1599-nucleotide messenger RNA. Its product is annotated as tubulin alpha chain-like. Gene Ontology annotation, cellular component: cytoplasm; microtubule. Lineage: Eukaryota; Metazoa; Chordata; Amphibia; Anura; Pelobatidae. The coding region runs from base 123 to 1469 and encodes 448 amino acids. Gene Ontology annotation, molecular function: structural constituent of cytoskeleton; GTP binding. The transcript has 4 exons. Gene Ontology annotation, biological process: microtubule cytoskeleton organization; mitotic cell cycle. The record is from RefSeq and is a predicted model, not a curated record.